GCAACAAGAUGUUUGCGUUUGCGUUUAUUGCACUAAUACAAACCUUUGUGUCUCCGCACUUGAGAAUGCAACUGGUAUAGAAAUGUCAUUGGAAGGCAUCAAAGAACUAUGUCUUUGCGGCUCUCAAACCACAGAUUGUAUGUUAGGUGAGUGCGAGCGCUGCCCAUGGACUCAAAGCCUCACUCUGGCUAAUCUGGGAAUGGUUGACGAGGACGAGAUCACAUUUGCCGUAUGGGAAAGCGGUGACUUGAUAAAGAAGACGUUGUCUCCAACCCUUUUCCUAAAAGAGCUCGUCAAAUCGGUGACCAAAUGGAUCCCGCACAAUUACAUACGCCGCACUCAAGCAGCGGCUAUUCAUGAAGCAAAGAUGUGCGAGCAGCGUGGGAGCAUUGUCCAUUUUGAUUUUGCUGAAAACUGGACUGUCCUGCUGCCAAACGAAACGCAAUCGUACCAUUGGCAUAAAAAGCAAAUCUCCAUCUUCACCUGUGUUGCCACGACAAGGAAAGCCACACACAGUUUCGCCAUCAUAAGCGACGACAUGCACCACGACGCAGCGCACGCCUGUUGCGCCCUAGGCAAAGUGCACGAGAUGUUGGAUGAGAAAGCGCCCAUCUACUGUAACGUAACCUACGUCAGUGAUGGCGCAGCAAGCCAUUUUAAAAAUAGGUAUCAACUGUAUGAGUUGUGCCGCACCAAGUUCACGUCUGCAAGGUGGAUAUUUUCCGCUACCGGCCAUGGCAAGAACGCCUGUGACGGUGUGGGUGGACUCGUUAAGCAUCAUGCGUCCUUGCACAACCUGAGGUCUGGAUGCACCGAAUCCAUUCAGUCGGCGCAUGAGAUGGUCUCACAACUUAGCGACAAGCUCAAGAAUGUGACCCUGCUUCAUGCGCCUGCUGCAGCCAUCGAGGAGCAUCGUCAGCAGAAGUCAGUGGAGUGGAAGUCAGUGCCGCGUGUGCCGGGAAUUCAGUCAUGGCAUGUGUGGAUGUGUGCGCGCGAUCAGUCAAGCGGAUAUGUGCUGUCCGUUUCGAGAACUUCCGCUAGCCAGCUGACGGCGAUUAAACCUUUUUGAGUAGUAACUGCAAAGAACACCCAAUAAACUUGUUCGAGCCCCACAAGAAGUCUCGAGUUCUGUCUUGCAUUCAAGAAUACAAAGCAGAAAACAGGUUUUCUCUUCUUGCCACAAUAGAAGAAGCACGUAAGCCUUCCUUAAUUUGUGUCAACCAUUCCCUUCUAUAUUUUUUUUCCCCUUUUUUAAGAAAGAGUGUAAGUGUUAACAAGCCGAAAGGAGUCAUCGCAGCACCGAAGCCAGUGCGCCCAGGAAGGGCUACUUUGGCCCGCUAUAUUUCGUGAACAAAGCAAAUGAGGACACAUAAUAUUAAAACCAUGUUUUGACUGAAGUAAGCGGGUUUCGAUCCAAAAGUUUGGUUAAAAUUGGGACCGGAGUUUCUUUUAUUUUAUUUUUUGAAAACUCGCUUUUUUGAAAAAACUCACUUCUUUAACUAUUUUUUUCAUCUUUCACGCUGCUUCUAGAAAAACAAUCUUUUGCAGGAAUGUUUAAUGGACAUUUGUCUAUAUUUGACACAUUUUUGAAGUUUCUGAAUAAAAUAGGAAACGCGCCAAGGCGCUUGGAAGAUAGCAAAUUUUUUUUAUUUGGGCCGAGUUUGCCAUUUUUUCAUAUUUUUUGCAUUUUGCGGACAGCGUAAGGAAAGUAUGGAUGUAACUCAGAAUGAUGCGUAUUAAAACCUGUAGAAAAAACUUUCGACACAACGUUUAUAGUGCGCCUCAAAUUCGCCCGCGAAAUCGGGAAAUGUUGCGGUGAGCAAUAGCGAGACGCCCGCGCGGCCAUCUUCAAAUAUUUUUUUGACGCGCUGGGAUCGUUUUUUCGAAAUGAGAUCUGCGGUUCCAUGACCUUCGAAUACACCCACAUAACAUAUAAAAAACCCAGACAAAACAAAAAUAUCGACUGGACAUGCAUGUUCAAUCUCUCGUGGAAUCACCCUUCAUACUUUUUUGUGCUCUCCUUUUGCAUGCUUUGACCUGCCUUUUUUUCUUUUCCUUUGCAGUAUAUUCCACGGGUAGCAGAUGUUGACUUUUCCUUUGUAUUAUUGACUGCUCUUUCAGCUUACAUGGUGUACCUAUCGUACCUUUUGUUUUUGCUUCUGAACUUCACGCAUCCACUGUUUAAUAAAAUUCUACAUGAGCGGCUGCGGUGGCUUAGUGGUUAGGGGGCUCGGCUAUUAACCUGAAAGAUGUGGGUUUGAUCCUAGCGGCUGUGGUCGCAUUUUGAUUGAGGCAAAAUGCUCGAGUCCCAUGUACUGUGCGAUGUCAGUUCACGUGAAACCCCAGGUGAUCAAAAUUACCCAGAGUUCUCCACUAUGAAGUCUUGUCAUAGCCUGAGUUGCUUUGGUACAUUAAACUGCAUCAACCAACUAAUAAAAUGCUACACCUAUACUGUGUUUUGUGUGUGUACUCCUGUGUGAACCUUUCAAGGCUUACAGUAUUAAUAAAUAAAAUGAAAGUUUUGUAUUUAUGCGCCAAUAAAAAAGUCACAUUCAAAUAGCACUGCUAUGACGCUUGACAGAACUUCUUUGAAAAACUUGAAAAAGCACAACCCCAACUUAAGUAUAAUUAAUAGUGAGUUUAACCUAAUGCAUAGCAGUUUGCAGCGCAGGACAAAAACAAAUUGCAGUGGAUAUUUUUCAGAACUGAUCCUUCAGCUGAGCUUAUAAAUAGUUAAGGUAACCCCUAAAAUAUACAAUGUUUUAUUGAAAGUUAUCCUCCUUUCAACCAAUAACUGCCAGCUGUCCCUACCUUUCUCUUUCACCAUAAAUUUCUGAGGAUUGUCUGUCUUUGUAAGUACUAAACCCAACAUUUGUUUUCACCUUUAUACUUGCAUUAAUUUUGUUCAAAUUCAUAGGGCCUGUACAGAUUGUAACCUCGUUUACAUAGUUUCUUACAGGAAGCUCUGCUUUCGUGCAAGUUCACAUCCAUGUAAGCUAGUGAUCAGAGUCCUGAAAUGCAUUGUGUUUUGGAAAUGAAGUGCCAUAGUAUUUAUGUUAGUUGCCUUUCAAUUAGCUUGCCUAAUCAAUAUGGUGUUGGUGCAAAAGUUUUGCAGGUAUUGAAAAAUGACUAGUAACAGUAUUCAAGAAAACAACCUAAGUCUUCUGUGGUCUCUCUCUCUUUUUUUUUAAUGAAAGAGAAACAAGCCCUUGAAAUGUUUAACAUACCAUAUAAGAAUGUGUCCAAACAUCAGUGAUAGCUGCAGCGUCAAACAUAAACCUCAUCAUCUGGCAUGCCAUGCAUCCUACACACAUUCAAAACCAGCACUUUAUGUUCGAUAAGGACCAAGAUGCACAUUUACAUGUAUGUGAGAAAGAGCUCAACCUCCUGAUCCCAGUAUGACAUGCUAUGCUAAUAUUUGGCAAGAUUUAGAUACCUGGACUCUCUGACACACAAAUGCAAUGACCAUAAUAUAGCAUUUAGCAUUUGCAAGGUUUUUCUUUCUUCAUUCAAAGAAAGGAUUAAAAAAAGGCCUAUAUUGAUUUAAGCAUUGUUAUUUGAUAUUUCUUGAUAUCCUCCACAAUUUUUACACUGACUUCAUAUUGAAUAAUUAAAAUACAUGGCACAUCUGAGUAAGAAUUUAUUUCAGAACAAUUGAGUAAAGCAGACUGCAUGUGUUUAUAGCAUUGUAUUUUACUUGAUAUUACUGAAUUACAAAUAUUUUUAAAAGGACC
Messenger RNA from Rhipicephalus sanguineus (brown dog tick), 3734 nucleotides. RefSeq lists its product as uncharacterized. NCBI's taxonomy places the organism in Eukaryota, Metazoa, Arthropoda, Arachnida, Ixodida, Ixodidae. Bases 83 to 1069 code for a protein of 328 amino acids. The transcript has a single exon. The record is from RefSeq and is a predicted model, not a curated record.